Linum tenue is the source of this 1639-nucleotide messenger RNA. Lineage: Eukaryota; Viridiplantae; Streptophyta; Magnoliopsida; Malpighiales; Linaceae. The record is from the annotation of a GenBank genome assembly.
AUGGCGUCCGACCAGGAGAAGAUGGAGAGAGCGGAGGCUGCUGCGUGGCAGGCGGCCUACGAUUUGAGGGGGGUCAACCGGCAGAGAGAAUACGAGGAGCGAGCUAAGUCGAACAAGGUUCCCCCGGCAUUGGACAAAGAUGAGAAUCCAGGAUCCGGGGCACAGGACCGGCCGGGAUUGAUCGGGUCCAUGUUCCGUGCGGUGGCGGAUACUGUCGGCCACAGCAAGGACGCCGUGGUGGGCAAUGGCCAUGAAGCAGCUGAGAAGACGAAGUCUGCUGCGGAGACGGCGGGAGAGAUGGCGAGGGAGACGAAGGACGCCGCUGGGCAGAAGAUGGAGUCAGCUAAAGAUACGGCGAAGGGGAAGGCUGGGGAAGUGGCGGAGAUGGCUGAAGAUACGAAAGAAGCGGCCAAGGGGAAGGCAGCGGAGACCAUGGAUAAGGUGUCUGAUCGGACGAAGGAUGCUGAUUACGCUUCGGGUAGAACGGCGCCGGUGGUGACAUUGGACAGAGACGAUCACGAUCGUCCGGGGGUGAUUAGCUCGAUGUUCCGUGCGGUUGCGGACACAGUCGGACACGCUAAGGAUGCUGUGGUAGGGAAGGGCCAGGAGGCGGCGGAGAAAACUAACUCUGCUGCCGAAAUGGCAGGUGAGAAGGCCAAGGCCGGAGAAGUGAUCGAUACGGCUAGAGAUAAGAAGGAAGUUGUGAAGGAGAAAGCAGGGGAGUAUGUUGAUUUUGCUGCCAAUAAGGCAGGGGAGACUAAAGAUGCAGCCAAGGGGAAGGCAGAGGAGUACAAGAAUUAUGCGGCCGAGAAAGCCGGGCAGACCAAGGACUACACGGUUGAGAAAGCGAGGGAAGCCAAGGACUACACUGCCGCCGACAAGGCUAACGAGGCAGCAGAUAAGGCGAUUGAGACCAAGCAAGGGUCGGAGACUGCCGGAAGCAAGCUAGGGGAUGUGGCGAGGGCGGCUAUGGAUUUCUUGUCUGGCAAGAAAGAGCAAGUUAAGGAGAAGGCUGAAGAAACCGCACAAAUAACCAAGGAGAAAAUGAGGGAGGCCGAGGAGGAGACAAGGCGAAAAGUGGAGGAGCUGAAGCUUCAGGAUGAAGCUGAGAAGGCCGACUAUCAACACCGGAAGGAGGAGGCUGAGAGGGGAAGAGCGGCGAGGGACACUAUUUACGGUGCGGCUGGGAUUGGAACCAUCAGUGACUCGAUCAGGAGCAAGUUGACUCAGCCAGGGGACGUGGUGGAGGAGACUUUGGCUGCCAGGAAGCGCGGUGGGACCGGAAGAGCGGCCUUGGAGUGAGAAGGAGGUGACGGUGGAGGAAACCCGGGCGGGAGUGGACUGGUGGCGUCGGAUCAAAUGACCGGUCAAACUUUCAACGACGUGGGACGAAUGGAUGACGAGGGAGUCGUCCGCGUGCGUGGAGAGAAGUAGAGCCCGUUGGGCCAAGUAAAUAAUGGGCCUCUUUUGUGAUGUUCCAUGUUAACCGAACUUUUCUUCAGAUGGGCUUUCUUUGUAUUCAAAAUUUUUCCGUUUGUAAUGGUACGGGCCCGAGUAGUUGGGCCCGUGUGCAUGCAACAGGUAAUCUGUAUUCGGAGAUGGAUAUAUAUUUUUCCGAGAUGGGCCCGCGUGCAGAAAG